Messenger RNA from Rhododendron vialii, 1505 nucleotides. RefSeq names its product protein psi1-like. The transcript is spliced from 3 exons. Lineage: Eukaryota; Viridiplantae; Streptophyta; Magnoliopsida; Ericales; Ericaceae. The coding region runs from base 118 to 1287 and encodes 389 amino acids. Gene Ontology annotation, cellular component: cytosol. Gene Ontology annotation, molecular function: protein-folding chaperone binding. The record is from RefSeq and is a predicted model, not a curated record.
CUCUCUCUCUCUCUCUCUCUCUCUCUCUCUCCAACCCCAUCAAUCAAUCUCUGUUUCUCUGUCUAGAUUAUUCUAAUUAAUCCUCUGUUCUUCGUCAUCUUCUUGUUCUUGUUCAUCAUGGGAGAUCCUGCACGUAGUCCAGGAGGUACACAGAAUUUCCACAGCGUACUUGGAAUCCCGAAAAGCGCAUCCCUAUUAGAUAUUAGCAAAGCAUACAAAUCCCUUGUAAUGAGAUGGCAUCCCGAUAAGAAUUCAUCAAAUAAAGAUGAAGCUGAAGCCAAGUUCAGAGCCAUCAAUGAAGCCUACCGGGCUCUCAGUACCAAGAAGAGAGAAGAAGAGACCAACAAAUUCUCCGACGACCCAACCACCACGCCGGAAACCCCACCUUCCCAAACCAAACCCGUCGACGAGAGCUUCUUCUCCCGUUUCUCAAGAUCAUCCAGCCGGAGAAGCCACACGCCGACGCCGGCCCUCAAGAAAUCCCUCUCCCGAAACGCCAGCCGGAGAAGCACCACGCCGACGCCGGCCGACUUCCUGUCGAGAACCACGUCCACCAGCAGCAGCAGCGGCGCAGCCACCCCGACCAGCACUCCCAUGACGCCCAGGACGCCGACGACUCCGAGGACGCCGACGGCGGGAGGUGGCGGCGGCGGGGCUCCGCCGGCUCUGUUGUCGAAGGUGACGAGCCGGCGGAGCUCGACGCCGAUUAUUUACUCGCAGUCGAGAGCGGCGAGGAGGAAGCCGCCGCCGAUUGAGAAGAGGUUGGAGUGCACGUUGGAGGAGUUGUGCCAUGGGUGUGGGAAGAAGAUCAAGAUUACUAGAGAUGCUAUUUCUGAUUCUGGGAUGAUUGUUCAAGAAGAGGAGAUCCUAAAGAUAAAAAUAAAGCCAGGUUGGAAAAAAGGAACCAAAAUCACAUUUGAAGGAAAGGGUGAUGAAAGGCCAGGCACUCUCCCAGCAGACAUCAUCUUCAUCAUUGAUGAAAAGAGGCAUCCAAUUUUCAAGAGAGAAGGUGAUGACUUGGAGCUUGGAGUUGAAGUACCUCUAGUCCAGGCUUUAACUGGUUGUACCAUCUCUGUCCCCCUACUAGGAGGUGAGAAGAUGACACUGUCAUUUGAAGACAUCAUAUUUCCAGGCUACGAAAAGAUAAUCCCGGGUCAAGGCAUGCCGAUAUCCAAGGAAGGAGGGAGGAGAGGCGAUCUCCGGCUCAAGUUUCUUGUCGGUUUCCCUUCAGAGUUGAGCGAUGAGCAACUGUCUGAUGUCGUUAGUAUUCUAAACGAUUGUUGUUGACCUUCAAAAUCUUGUUUCGUUCUUCUUCUUCUUCUUUGUCGUCGUCUUCUUUUUCUGUAAGGCGUUUGUAUUGAUUGCCUGGUGAAAUUGCAAGUGUUUGUAGCUUUUUAGGCGGUCUGUUAGUCAGCUAUAGACAUGUGAAAAUGACAUGUACCAAUGUAUUCCAAGUUAUAGGAAUUCCUUGAAAUGGUGAUCACCCAAUCCCGCGAUAGAUUGGU